AUGAAAACCUUCAAUGCGCUGAGAUCAAGCAAGAUGAAAAGGUAUCAGAUCCACCUGCUUCAGUUGUACCAGCAACGACGGAUGUCGAGAAAGGGAAAUUUCCAUCGCUUAGCAAUUUCAGUUGACCAAGAUGUGGUUGAGAAACCAAAUGGGCCUAGCUGUAAGCAGGUGAAGUUUAGCAGCAUAUUCACGCGGGACAAACAAGCUUCUAGGCUAGUCCCCCAUGAGAAAAAAUGGGGAACUACUCGUAGUCUAGGCUGGAAAGCAAAGAGUCUGUGGAAACAGAUGGUGGGCAUGUUUAUGAUGUUACUAAGACUCAAAGCUCUGAAAAUAUUGGUGAUAGCAAUGAACUGUUAGCAAAAAAAACUGACAUUGAAGUUGUUAAAAGUUAAGGAUGAUAUCAUUUCUGUAAGCGAAUCUGAUGAUGACGAACUUAGUUCUCAGAAAGACGUCCAGCAAGAAAUAGAUUCAGAGCGUUUCGAUAAAACUAAUCAAACACUUUUAAGCCAGGCUAAACAUAAUUCAAGUAACGCAUCUUGCAAAACAAUACUCAGUCUGGUUCUUCCUAAACUUGGCAACACCGAAAAACAAACUCAUGAUCAGGUAUCAGAGAUGGUUUGAAACAGAAAGGAAACAACAGUGAGUUUCAGUAGGAAUAAACUUAAAAGAGUUGUUACGGCACAAACCAGACAGAAAACAGAAGAAGUAGAAGCUCGUUUGUUCAGAGCGAAGAUAGCACCAGAGAGCAAUUCCAGUGCUGAGAAAGAACUAACGAAAAAUAUUAGUAAAGAUAUGUUCAAGGGUAUGGAAGUUUUGGGACAAUUUAAUCUGGGUUUUAUCAUCGUAAAACUGGACAAUGAUUUGUUCAUAAUCGACCAGCAUGCUUCAGAUGAGAAAUUUAACUUUGAGGAUCAACAGAGGAACACGACAAUUAAGUCCCAACUUCUUAUUGUUCCCCAGAAGCUUGAACUAACCACUGCCAAUGAAGCUAUCCUUAUGGACAACGUGGAAAUAUUUCAAAAGAACGGAUUUUAUUUUGAGAUUGAUCACAAU
This is a messenger RNA of Porites evermanni, 1053 nucleotides long. Lineage: Eukaryota; Metazoa; Cnidaria; Anthozoa; Scleractinia; Poritidae. The record is from the annotation of a GenBank genome assembly.